This is a messenger RNA of Microbotryum saponariae, 3679 nucleotides long. Lineage: Eukaryota; Fungi; Basidiomycota; Microbotryomycetes; Microbotryales; Microbotryaceae. The record is from the annotation of a GenBank genome assembly.
AUGGACAACAUCGAUUCGUAUUGGUCAAUGCAGGAUGACGCCGCCGGCAACCAGGGUUACAGCCCUGGCCCCAGCGCGUCACAUCCGCCCUAUGUCGCACGCACCAACUCGCAGUCGCGCUUGGUGCAAUUGCAGCAGCAGCAGCAGCACGCAAGCCAACAGCACCAGCACCCCCACCAGCAGCAUCAACAACAUUUGCAGCAGCAUCAACAGCACCUGAACCGACAGCAGCAGCAGCAGCAGCAACACCAGCAGCAACACCAGCAGCAACCGCAACACCACUCGUCGUCAACCUACGGCCUCAGCCCCUCGGCCCUGGAUCCGUCGAGUUUCUCGAGCCAGUUCAUUCUCCCCCGCUUUGCAAGUGGCGGCCCCGGGGAUGCGUUCGGCUUUGGCGUCGCCGUGGCUGAAGCGACAAAGUCAGUUGCUCCUCACCUCACCCAAGAUGUGGAACUCGAUACGAUGCAUCAAGACUGAUAUUAUGUACUCUGCUAUCCUUUCACGCUCUUCCUUGCUUUGCUCCGCGCCGUCUGCAAUCCUGGCUUCCCGAUCGGCUUUGAUUGGUGUCGCCCACGCUGUGCGCUUGCUUCGCUCGCUCGUUUCUUGCCCGCCGGUGCCCCGCGCGCUCCCUCCACUUAACGACGACAACCAUCAAUCUCACCGCUCCAUAGUCCUGGCAACAGCAAUGACUACAAGAACCCAGGAGCACUCGGUAUGCGAUCAUCCGGUUUGAUGUUGUCCAACUCGUUUGCCAACCUGUACAGCAGCUCCGCACCCACGGACAUUUACGGCGCUUUCGGCUCCGGCGCAGGCUGCGUCACUGACGUCGGCUAUGAGGACGCCACUCAACUCGGCUCCGCAGUUUCGGCCAGUGGGAUUGGCUCCACCCCUUCGCUCGGCGGUCUCCAGGCCAACCCGGCCAACUCACCUGUUCAUGGUGGUAGCGGUCAACAGCAGCUUGGGUCUGGGAUGCCCUCGCAGACAGGGGUCUCCCGACCUGUCACCGCAAACCAGACGAGCACGAACGGAAGCGCGACAGGACCGAACUCGGCGGUGUCUCAGCCCGCUCCCGCGCUCCCUAUGCACGCGAGCGAGGGAGGGCCUGUGUAUGCUCCAUAUGGAUCGUCCAUCAUCUCGAUCAACUCAAACUCGCCGACGGGUUACAAGAUGCCGGCACAGGCCGUCGCGAUGGCCCCUUCCCAGGCUCCUCCUCCAGGGUCAACCUACGAACCCGCAUCUUUGGGGUUGCCGGUGCCUCCGCCAGCUGGCGAGAGCAACAACUUUGCUGGACUAUACUCGUCGAGCGGGUUCGACAUGCUUGGUGUUUUAGCCCGCGUUGUGGCCCGGCCAAACCCGCAACUUUCGAUCGGAGCCGUGGACACGAGCUGCGCGUUCCUCGUUGUCGAUGCCAAGCGAUGGGAUCAACCCAUUGUUUUCGCUAGCGAGACUUUCACACGCAUGACGGGCUACCCGAACGACGAGAUCAUUGGCAAGAAUUGUGAGUCUUACUUUUGACUGCCCCGGUGUGGUGGCCUCCUGCGGCCAAAGCUCACAUCUGGUUAUUUGCACGCUCCCCAGGCCGAUUUUUGCAGGCGCCGACGGGUUCGCAAGCCCAGGGUGCUCCUCGCAAAUACACCGACAGCAACGCGGCAUGGCACAUGCGUGUUCACAUCGCGAGCGGCAAAGAGUCGCAGUCUUCCUUGAUCAACUACAAGAAGGACGGCAAGCCUUUCAUCAAUCUCGUCACUAUCAUCCCCAUCGCGUGGGACUCGGACGAGAUCACCUACUUCGUCGGCUUUCAGGUCGACCUCGUGGACCAGCCCAACGCCAUCCUCGAUCGCAUGAAGGACGGGACAUAUGUCGUCAAUUACUCGUUGUACAACAACACGGGCACUGUGUCGAUGCCGAGUCACAGGACGACCAUUUCCAUGGCCUCGAUCGAAGACAGGGCUGGUGUGGCAGAAGAAGGUACGAUUGUACCGACCCAGGGUGAUGAUAUCGAGUGGGAGAUGACCGAGGAGGACAGCAAAGCCAACGUCGUAGCCGCCGCCUCGGCUGUCGUCACUGGUGCUCGCCGAGGCUCGCUGGCCGCUGCUGCCGCGUCGACGACCUCUCUCGCGCCGUCCAAGGGCGAGCUCGACACGCUCGAGGUUAUUGAGCGUGAUGGGUUGCAAGGCCUCGAAUCGGAAGAGGACAGGCGAUCCUUUCAUAAGCUGCUGCUGAGUGAGGCCGACGACUUCAUCCACGUCUUGUCGCUCAAGGGCUCGUUCCUGUACUGCUCGCCCUCGAUUGCAUCCGUGCUCGAAUAUCAACCUUCCGAGCUGAUCGGUAAGACCUUGCCGACGCUGUGCCACCCGAGUGACGUUGUACCCGUCAUGCGCCUGCUCAAGGACACGAGCACGAUCCACAACUCGACCGUGUCGCUGCUGUACCGCAUUCGACGGAAGCACUCGGGUUACAUCUGGCUUGAGGCCUCGGGCAAACUGCAUAUCGAGCCGGGCAAGGGGCGCAAGUGCGUCAUUUUUGUGGGCCGCCCGCGCGAGGUCAUGAGGAUGUCGUGGACCGAUCUCAAUCAGGCUGGCGGCGUGGGAGACACCGAGUUUUGGAUGGGUGUCUCACCGGGUGGCACUAUCCUGUCGGCCACUUCGGCCGUCGAGUCGAUGCUGGGCCGCACCGGAGACGAAAUGAUGGGCAUGUCGCUACAGCAUCUUGCCGCACCCGAGCACGUCCCCGCCAUUGAGCAGGCGCUUCAGCAAUGCGCGGAUGGCGUCGCUUCGACCGUGCGCUACCGGUUCCAAAAUCAGUUGCGAUCCGGCUUCACCGAUGUAGUGACGCGAUUCUACCCUCGCGCCGUCGACGAGCUCGAGGAACCCAUCACUUCGAGCAACUUCCACUGCAACAUCCUCGCCCAGACGAACGAGGUCGGAUCGGAGCAGCGCAAGAAUGCAGGACCGUUUGCGAGCAUCUCGCCCGUCUACAGACCCGUGAUCGGAUCGUCUUCAUCGAACGUGCUCUCACCGAUGUCGGACUCGGAAUCGUCAUCCACUCCCAGCAGCCCACCACCUUUUCAAAGCACUUUCAAGACGCUCGCGCACCCAAGUGCGAUCAGCGACAACGUCUUUGACGAACUCGAGUCGCGACGACCGACCAGUUGGCAGUUCGAGCUGCACCAGCUGCAAAUUACCAACAAGAAGCUGCGCGACGAGAAGGAGCAUCUCAUCGUCACUGCGCGGAAGCGCGGCUUCGUCUUUGGCCAGCGCGCUCGUUCGGAAGCCGGGUGGACGACGCCGCUGUCGCGACGGAAAGCAUCGUCGGAUGGUGGCUCAUCGCGGGCUUCAACAAAGACGAAUGGCGGUCGUGGUUGCGCGAACUGCGGUCGCUUCGACUCGCCUGAGUGGCGCGCCGGUCCGACGGGCGCCAAGACCUUGUGCAACCGAUGUGGACUUCGGUUAGUUUCCCCUGCUCUGCGGAAUAUCCUCACUUGUAUAUCAGUCCACGUGCUGACAGACCUUAUUCUUCUCACUCCUACAGAUGGGCCAAGACACAGAAGCAGGAAACAGACGGGUCCGCCAUCGGCUCGCUCACCUCCGCGUCCCCCGGUCCUAGUGUGGGCGGGACAUCGGCCAGCUCGAGCUUCACGCCCUACUCGGCAUCUUCGGACGCUAUGCAGUGGCAGUGA